This is a messenger RNA of Amoebophrya sp. A120, 3141 nucleotides long. The record is from the annotation of a GenBank genome assembly. NCBI's taxonomy places the organism in Eukaryota, Dinophyceae, Syndiniales, Amoebophryaceae.
GGCACAAAAGUAGUUUCCACUACUUUCUUUCUGUACUGCAGCCACCUACGACGUGGAUGCAGAGAGUUGAGCUUCACGUCAUCUAUCUUUCGGUGGAGCUGCAUCUUCUUGCCCGAAGCAAGACUGCAGCCAUCAUCCCCUCUGUUGUCUUCAUAGAGCGACGCACCUUGAAUUGAGUCCGAAGAAACAACGCAAGUCAAGUAGAGACGGGCUACGUACAAAGCCGAGCCUUUACUACAAGUAGCCACAUCUAUUUUUCAGGAAAAGAUGGGAAGCUCGGUGAGUACCGACACAAUUCCGGUCCUGGUGACCAUGGUCGACGUGCACAAUGCGAAGGCCCAGGACCAGUUCUACUUCGCCAACGUACUUAAGUAAAGUGUAGGAGUUUAUUUCCAUGACGGUGGCGCUGCAUAAGAAAUUUGAAUCAUAAUCAGCAGGAACUGCAUAUGCAUUUUCAGAUGGACGAAUAGCAUGACUGUGUCGACAUCGUUUUUCCGAAACAUCAAAAACAGGUCUCCACCGGUGGUGCAGCGACAAAGGUGAUCGGCCGAUCACAGACUUUUAUGGAGAUGAUGGAGAUCGACUUAAAUUUCUCCUUUUCUGGUGGUUGAAAUUUAAAUUUGUUCUGGUAAUUUUGAUAACAAAAACUGGUCAUUGAUCUUUUACUCACGAUGCAGCUGCGUAUGUGUGUCAUUUGUACUACCGAGGAAACUGACAUAUGCGAACUUUUGAAAGAGUGUCAGUCUCCAAUCUUCAUACGUCUGUCGGUGGAAGUAGGGAUCAGCACGAUUUUGGUAUCCUGUGUUGUAUUUACACGUCGUCGCCCCCGUGGUCCUUUCUUCUGUUUCUGUCAUGCGUCGGUCGAUAAGUAGCAGGCUCUGUUCUCCGAAAAUAGUGUUGUUUCAUUCAUUCUUGUUUUCGACGCUUUGCUAUGGCUAUGCAUGUGAAAAAAAACCCGAGCAGAAAGGAAUAGACGCGGGAUUAGGUCGUGUGGUACUUGUCACUGAGUGAUAACUCUCCCUGGUGAUCUACGAGUGCCCCGAGCCCCAGUUUUCGCCGGAAUACGCACGCUGCCCUAGGAAAGUGGAACGUUUUGGCUGAGGAGGUGAAUUUGUCUUGCGCUUUGCAUCUACAUAGACAAACUCCACACUCACAGUCUGGUUGUGCAAGAGAACAAAUUUUUCGCAUGAGAAAUUCAUCAUAGCCAAACCGGUUUUUCCUUGCCAUAAACCUCGGGACCAUCCGAUUUCCCAUCGAGCGAUUAGCGGAGCGCUACAGCAGCGGAAUCUUUCAGCAGUGGUAAGAUCAACAUACAGAUUUUUGCUUUACCAACAGCAUGACAAAUCUUUUUCGCAAUUUGCUGUUGUGCUGCUUGAGAAAAAUCUCUUUCUCGAUGAGUAUCCAACAAGAAUUAUCCUGACACGGUACUUAGACUUACUCUUACAUCAUUGCAACGACCUCCCAGGUUCAAUCUGGACACCAAAGCCGAUCCCCGGGCACCACCGGGUGACUUCCAGCAGAUCAAUGGAAAGUUUGAAGCCGCUUACUCCGAUAUCGUCGAGGGAGAAAAAAAUUGUCUCACCACAUCCACCUGUUUGUGGUUUGUAUAACAUGAGAGCUGCGAUCAACACCGAUAAAGAAGUGCUUCAGUAUUGCUUAGGUUCACGAUCACGCGCUAGACAAAAAUCCCGCCUCAUUCGGUCAGCCUCCAUCAUGGCACGUGACCGAGGAAGAUCAGCACCGCGUGCAUUGAAGCUUGUUUUCUUUUCAUGCUGCAAAAGCAUCCGAGGUUGUACUAGUGGUAGUGGUGCACCGACAGUUUUUGCCACCGGAUAUCCCGAGCAACGCAGGACGUCUACGCGCCGAAAAUCUGCUUGAGUAUGGUUUUGUUUUCUGCUCAAAUAAUGAUGUCUGUUUUUGUCAUGCGUGUAGUUUCUCUGUACACGACGUCCUGUCUUUGUCAAAUGCACGAUUCUCUAGUACAGGUUGCAUUUUUUCGAAACAAAAAAUAAGGUAUCAUCGGAUCCAGUUUUGAAGUAUCCCGGUCCGGUCGAAGUAGCUGCUCCAUCUUCGUUUCUGAAGAUACGAGAGACAAGAUCGUUGUCCUGAGGUAGAACUAAGAUGAACGGGAAGACAGAUUCUUCAACAGCAUGUUGACUUUUGAAUGUUCUGCUUGUUUGGCACCAGCAAAAUCGUAGCAGUAGUUUGUGUUUGUGAUGACUACUAUCACGCGCGUGGUCUCAGGAUGAUUUGCAACGCAUACAGUAUGUGAAGACCCAGGCCGGCCCGGACAUCAAGGCUUUGAUCGCGUCCCACAAACAGCAGGCGGCCUAUGUGGACUCGUAUAAUUCUGUCUGAGUUAGCGCGGAUUUUAGCAACAUGAGUUUCGUUCACUUUGCAGCUGCAUGAUGAAACAAGUACUGCUAUUGCCUGAUAUAUUCUGUGUUGGUCGUGAAAAAUGGUCAAGUUCUUCUGCAUGAGAAAUUAGAGGAAAUUGUUUUCGUACAGGUUGCAUGAAGAGCUGCGGCGGUUGAACACACCGUCCUAUCGGCCGGUCGGUGGUAUCGAACAGAAGAAAGCGGGCAGGUCACACUUGUAAUGCAUAAAUGCACAUACACAGAAAAACCUGCCACGGGUCGUGAGCCCGUAGCAUGCUGUUUAGGAUGUGCAAUGCAGACGUGCUUCAUAUCUUUGCAGUAGAAAUUAUAUCAAUGUGCCCUGUCAGCUUUUUUCUGUGUGACAGCUGGCGGCCAGCCCGGGGACCCGAGAGCAAACAUGGCAGCGGCCAGCGGUGCCGGCGGUAUGGGGAUGCCGUAAAAGUAAAACGGGUCGGGAGCCGCAAAACUACAAGUCGCUUUUUUUUAAUACCACGGAGAGUAAAAUAAUAGUCCUAUUUACAAAACGAUCGAAACAUCACGACGAUGAAGCGCGACUAAGACUUGUCGGAAAGGGCAGUUUCAAACCUAGUUUCUGUUUCUAACUAGCAAGCAGAUGAUGUUUCGAACAAAAGAAUGGAACGAUGCAGUUUGUGUUGGCAAUCUUUCUUGUUGGCAUGAAAACUCAUUUUUUUUUCCUGAGUUUGUAUUGCAAGAGCCCGAUGAAAAUUAUAGUGCUGCUGAACCGGAUGUGCCCGUGGAAUCG